AUGCCGAGUGCUGGCAUUCUUUUGCUUCAUGACAACGCUCGACCGCACGCUGCUGCUCAGACUCAAAACCUUAUCACGUCAUUUGGAUGGAAACAAAUGGACAGCCCCGACUUGGCGCCAAGCGACUUUCACCUCUUCCUACACUUGAAGAAAUUCCUGGCCGGCCAACAUUUUGUUGACGACGACGGAGUGAAAGAGGCAGUGCAGCAGUGGCUGACAUCGCAAGCGGCCGCGUUCGACGAGGGUAUAGAAAAGCUUGUGCCCCGUUACGAUAAGUGCCUCAAUAAUAGACCUGGAUACGGAUCGUCGAGGUUCCGAGGAGGGGAGGUCGACGAUAUGUUGGACGAGGACCGAACUGCGGACGCUGAGACGCGUGGCAACGCCGCAAUACCGACCACAUGGCUCACAGACCGGACGACGAGGGUACAAGCGAAAACAAUUUCCAUCACCCACACCCAAACGAGGACAAAAAACCCUAGAAAGAAACCCACAGCACAGCCCCAGGAAAGCCCGGACCCCAUCUCCAUUACCCCAACUACUGCCACCGGCCCGACCCCAGGCACCAGUCAGACCAUGGAAAUAGAAAGUCAACAGUCCCCCGCCGGACCCAGCGGUAUACCACAGCAAGGCCCCACAGACAUGGCUCCACCCACAGGAGGCCCAACCGGAGGACUCCCAGGAGCCGGAAAUGGACUCCCAGACGGCCAAGGACCAGCUGGAGGUGCCGCAGACGAUGAACAAAUUUAUAUAGGACCCAUUGACAUGUCCUUAAUAACCUUCCGGGGUUUUAUGGACACACGGGAGAGAAUUCAACAAUUAGCUGUAGAAAACCCCCUGACAGUUGGAAUAGUCAGACUUGAAAACGAAAGCUUGAUUAAGAGAGUUGAGCGGGAAAAUGCAAAAUUAAACAAAGAAAUUUCAGAGAAAUUACAUUCGGAAUCUGUAAGAUUUUCUUUUGAAAUCAAACAGGUUGGAGAAGAUAAUGAAGGGGAGUUAAGAGCUGCUAAACAGAAUAUGCAGGAACUGUCGAAUGACCUAUAUAAUAAGUUAGACCAGCACAUUGGUGAGAAGAAAUAA
Zootermopsis nevadensis is the source of this 1077-nucleotide messenger RNA. Lineage: Eukaryota; Metazoa; Arthropoda; Insecta; Blattodea; Termopsidae. The record is from RefSeq and is a predicted model, not a curated record.